GACAUUUCCUGCUGUGUCCCCCUGUUAUUAUGUGAAUGUCUUUAGCAAGCAGGGACUUGUCGAUUUUGGGACACCGGCUGCUCUCGAGUCAACAAGAACAGUCACAUCAGGAUUCAGUAGUCACAAAUAAGAAGGACACAAUGCUGUCUGCUUUCGUUGCUAAAAGACUGGUAAGUGGGGUAUGCCAGGCGUCAUGGAGACCAGCUGUGGCAGAACUAGUAACUACAAGGGGUUACAAAGGAGAGGCACCUGAUGACUCUAGGGGUGACCUAAUUGAGAUCCCCCUGCCCCCAUGGACAGAGAAGGAUGGCGAGACCAUGGACAUCAAGAGACGGCGCCUGCUCUUCCAAAGCCGAAAGAGGGGCAUGCUGGAGAAUUGCAUAUUGCUCAGCCUGUUUGCCAAACAAUAUCUUAAUACAAUGACCGAGCACCAGUUAAGACAGUAUGACAGACUGAUCAAUGAGCCUAGCAACGACUGGGACAUCUACUACUGGGCAACAGAGGCCCAGCCUGUACCUGAUGUAUACACAGGUGAAAUCAUGGACCUACUGAAGGAGUUCACUAAGAACAAAGAUCAGGAACAGAGGCUGGACGCACCCAACCUGGAAUACCUGGAUAAGGGGAGCCAGUGAAGCCUGGCUGACGCAUCCCUCUCAGGGUGUUUUCACAUAUAGUCUCCUUUUAAAAUAACUGAUCUUAGUCCUCUUUAAAGUGAACUCUGAGGGUAAAAAAGAAGAAGCAAAAGAUCUGUUCUCUUUGUAUUCACAUUGCCCAUGCCUUUGUAUGAGGAAUCUGAUUUUUGCCAGUUCACUUCACCUAUUUUGUUGUCAGAGUCCUCUUUUCAUUCACAUUGCUAUGUUUAGAAAGGAACCAAUAUCCUUUUCCAACAUUAAUUCAAUGCACUGUGAGUGCAGGACAAGCCAUUCAGUCAGAAUGUGUUAUUGGACAACAAAAUAUACCAUAUACCUACUUACAUUUAGGAAGCUAAAAGAUUACAAUUACGUCUCAUUUUUAACUAAAUGCAAUCAGAAUAUUAACAUAAAUAUUAUUGGUAACAGAAGAACAGCAGAUUAAAUAAUGCUGUAAUAGAGCUGUUGCCCAGGUGCCCAUUAUCUGAACUAAAAACUCCAGGCAUAUUUUGGCAUUUCUGGUCAUCCUUGCUAAUCAAGAUCCUUAAACAGUACAUGCCCCCCGCAAAUCUGCACAUCACAAUUUUAUCUAAUUUGUGGCACCAAUGUGAGGGGCAAAUGUAGUGAACACGGUGUUGCAGUAGUCUACUGUGUGGUGCGGGAAUAAUGACAACCGAAGCUGGGGGAUCUUUGUGUUCACAUUGCCCUAAAAAUGGGAACCGAACUCAGUCCACCUCUCGCGAUGGUCUAAGUUCGCUUCGCUUCGGAGUUCAUUCUUUGGUGGUCUGAGUUCUUACGGAUUGUUCACACUAUCACACUGCACAAAAAAAUAUAGUGGAGAAAAAAAUUGGCUGGAAGGGACCAAGUGUGAAAACACCCUCAGAGAAUGCUAAUGGUUCUCAUCAUAAUUUACCAGAGAAACCCCCAUAGACAAGGACAAUUCCUGCAGAGAGCCAUUGCACUACAUGCAUAUUUCUAUCACCGGCCUUAUUCAUAAGACCUUCAACACAGAAUGAAAAUAAUGACUAGUACACGGAUGUGCGAGGUAACUAUACUGAACAAAAAAUAUAAAUACAAGAUGUACAGUGUUGGUUACAUGAGCUGAAAUAAAAGAUCACAGAAAUGUUC
This is a messenger RNA of Oncorhynchus keta (chum salmon), 1757 nucleotides long. RefSeq names its product succinate dehydrogenase assembly factor 2, mitochondrial-like. Gene Ontology annotation, cellular component: mitochondrion. Bases 36 to 632 code for a protein of 198 amino acids. The record is from RefSeq and is a predicted model, not a curated record. Gene Ontology annotation, biological process: tricarboxylic acid cycle; mitochondrial electron transport, succinate to ubiquinone; mitochondrial respiratory chain complex II assembly. The transcript has 4 exons. NCBI's taxonomy places the organism in Eukaryota, Metazoa, Chordata, Actinopteri, Salmoniformes, Salmonidae.